AUGAGCGCGCCUCAAGAGGACCCAGCAUUCAUCAACGAGACCAAGGAGAAAUGGAACCGCGUCAGGAAUUCAGCUAUCACCUUCUUGGCACUCAGGACAGAAAAAUAUCUCGCACUGAAACAAGCUCGACGAGCUCGACUUGUGGAAUGUGUCUUGUACAUCGGUUUCACCAUCAUCUUCUCCUACGUCAUCAUAGCAGCUCGAGACACCUCCAAGGCUUUCAACCAUGCACAAGGAGUCAGAGAAUAUCUCAUAGGGACUGAAAUCCCUUCGCUCCCUGGCAAGACGUUCGAUACUGUUGCAACCAUAUCCGAGCUCUGGUUCUGGAUCAAUGAAGUACUUGUGGAGAGGGUCAUUUGGUCCCAGGGGAACGACCUCAGGUACCCGAUCCUGGGGAACAACCAGUUCAUCGGCCCCAUUCGCAUCCGACAGGCUCGGGUGAUGGAACUUCAGUGCAAGAUGCCACCGGCCCUGGCGUACCGGGGUUCGAACUGCUACAACGAAUACUCAGACGCUACCAUGGAGAGGAGGAAGAAUCCUCCAGGGACCUCGUGGCCGCUGUAUGGAGAGUGCGCAAGGAUGUCACCGACUCUGACGGACUGUCGCAACUGGACUUCGUACAACCCCGGGUACGGGUGGGUGCCUAUCGACUCGUUUGCUGGGACAACGUACGGGGGUGGAGGGUACGAGGUCGAGUUGCCAGUCAGGAAGUCGGACACACUGCUGCUCCUGAAAGACAUGCAGAAAUAUGAGUGGCUGAAUGACAACUUCACGAGGGCUGUGUUCUUUGAGUUCGUCCUGUACAACCCCAACUCCAACUUGUUCCUCAGCACCCUGCUGGCUGUUGAAAUCCCGCCGAGUGGUGGGAUGGUUCCUUCCACAGCCUUGCGCGUGGUCGACCUCUAUCCUCAAGGUCGCAAGAGCUCGCAGCAAGCGACGGCGCUCUUCUACCUUGUUUUCGGCAUGGUGAUCGUGAUGACCGUAGCAGAGAUCCUUAUGGUCCUCAAGCACGGGAGGGACUUUCUCAAGGACGGCUACAACCUCAUCACAGUCAUCAACAUCAUCUUCUUCUUCAUCGUUUACAUCCUUGACCUCAACUCCCUUACGACUUCCUCCAAGAUUCUGUCCAAGACUUCCAACGUGAACGACCCUGCAAUUGCGGUGAAGAUCCACCAGACCGCCUACAUUGCAAAGCUCGUCUACAACUUCAACGCUUUCAACGCUUUCUUGGCCUGGUUGAGAUGCUUGAAGUACAUGGACCUUAUCUCUGACCGCACUGAGAGGAUCACUGCUACGCUCUCUGCAUGCGCCUCCAGCGUCGCUGCCCUUCUCGUCAUCUUCGGCAUCUUCUACGCCGGCUUCUCCAUCGCCUUCUUUGCCGCCUUCGGGCAGGACCUCUACCGCUUCCGCACCAUGGGCAUGACAUGCCUUUCCCUCUUCGACAUCCUGAUGGGAGGAGGGAAUUUACAAGAACUUGUCCAGUACAACAAGGUGCUGGGGCCUCUUCUCUUUGUCAGCUUCGUCGUGCUCAUGGCUCUGGUCCUCCUCAACAUGUUCCUCGCCAUCAUCGUGCAGACCUACAGCCAUGUUUGUGAGAGGAUGGAGAAAGAUCAGUCGGAAGUUUCGUCGUCGGUCCGAUGGGUAGCAAGAAAGGGCGCCAGGAGCUUGCUCAAGAUGAUCUUCGGAAGCGGCAAGAAGAAGAACGUCGUCGAGAAACAGAAGGACGACUCGCUCCUCAACGAGUCGGAGCUCCGCAUCAUCUGGGAGACAGACCACGACGCGUUCGAGGUCAUGGGCAUCUCGCGGUUGUCACAAUUCCUGGACAUUGCGGACACAACAGGAGAGAACGAGAUGGAGCUCUCGGCAGUCCAGGAUCACGACAAGAAGCUGGACGGCAACCAGGACCAGGGCACCAACGAGGAGAUCUCGCACCUGCUGAUGAAGCUGCUGGAGAGGACAAGCGCGGUCAUGCUCGAGCAGAAGAAGCUCCGAGGAAUCGUGGAAGGCUCCCGCCCGACCUCCCGGGUGGCGAACGCGAAACCAUGA
Molecule: messenger RNA, 2046 nt
Organism: Guillardia theta CCMP2712
Lineage: Eukaryota; Cryptophyceae; Pyrenomonadales; Geminigeraceae
Exons: 14
Coding region: 1-2046 (681 amino acids)
Cellular component (GO): membrane
Molecular function (GO): calcium ion binding
Source: RefSeq, a predicted model, not a curated record